Molecule: messenger RNA, 3955 nt
Organism: Patiria miniata (bat star)
Lineage: Eukaryota; Metazoa; Echinodermata; Asteroidea; Valvatida; Asterinidae
Exons: 3
Coding region: 269-3955 (1228 amino acids)
Source: RefSeq, a predicted model, not a curated record
CUUGUAUCUUUGCACAGUCGUGGGCCGUGUUACACCCGACAGAUCGGUAUCAGCUUCCUGGUUAGUAGUACACGCUAGACACGUAAACAAAACACUCGAUAAGAAUCAACGGCGAUAUAUCAAACAUGCUUGACAGUGAGAAGUAAACAAGAAUACAACAAUCAUAUCGGCAUGGAAUGCGUUUGCAGUCAGAGUAAAUAUGUUUCGGGUGAGCGUCAUCGUUUUCAUCUGACGUCACUCGGCAGUCAAACAUGUUAGUGUCAAGUACAUGAUAUUGGACAACACACUCACUAAAUUGCAAUCAGAGAUUCUCACUGUGAUCCAUAGGCCUAUUCAUGACAACAUGGCUUCAAUAACAAGUCUCGCGCUGAAAUUGCUCAUUUUCACCGCUUGUUUGCAAAGCGGUGAAGGGCAAUUUGUUAUCACAAAUACCACCUCUGGUCCCGUUGUGGGAGUGAAAACAUCCUUUCCGCCUCUUACGGAUCAACUCGUGACGCGGUACACCGCCAUACCGUACGCUGAACCGCCGACCGGGGAACGGCGAUUUGCCAAGCCCGUGCCAAAAUCUCCCUGGGACGACGUGCUGAACGCCACGGUGUACGGCCCCAGCUGCCCACAACCUGGACUAAACAUAUCAUCUAUGGACGCUUUUCUCCCAAAUACAGACAUGGACGAAGACUGUCUUCUUCUGAACGUGUAUGUGCCUGAUGAUGCUGUGGCCUCCUCUGGACCUCUUCCUGUCAUGAUUUUUAUACACGGAGGAGGUUUUUUUACCGGUCAAGGUAUGUUGUAUGACGGGACAGUCCUGGCGUUACACGGGCAGGUCGUCGUGGUGAAUAUCAACUAUCGUCUUGGACUCUUCGGCUUCCUCAGCACCGGUGACGACUCAGCACCCGGAAACUACGGACUCUGGGACCAACGCCUGGCUAUCCAGUGGGUCAAAGACAACAUCGCAAACUUUGGUGGUGAUCCGGACCAAAUCACCAUCUUUGGUGAGUCGGCCGGUGGGUGGAGCGUGACCUACCAGAUGAUUUCACCACUGAACGACAGGACUCUUUUCCAGCGGGUGAUUGCUGAGAGUGGGGUGGUGUUCCCUAACCUGGUCAUCCCGGCCACUGUGGCUCGGUUUCAGGCGUUUACCCUCGGCUCAAUCCUCGGGUGUAACCUACCAGCCGUCAGUACAUCCCGUGAGCUUGUCAGCUGCCUCCGAGGGAUCAGCGUGGAGACUCUACUAACUCAAACUUACACCGUGCAAUCGUCAGCAACAAUUGACGGAGAGUUCCUCCCUGCCAACAUCAACACGCUCCUUGCCCAUCCCCGUGUUACACAGUACGAUCUCAUCAUGGGCUUCAAUGACCAAGAUGGAAGUGUCUUCCUGAGUCAAGUCAAUACAGAUUACACAGAGGAGGAGCUCAGAGCCGAUAUUCAAUUAUUCUUGUUGACAUGCCAGUGUGAAAACUCGCAGGAAAUCACCAAUGCGGUUUUCGCCUACUACUUCGGCGGACACGAUCUAGAAGACCCCGAUGAAAAUGUGCUGAGAUACCUGGACGUUACCGGUGAUCAGUUCUUCAAGGUUCCCAGUAUCAACUUCUUAACUCGCCAUGCUGAAUCCGCGGCCAACACGAGCACAUAUUUUUACCAAUUCACCUACGAGACGGGGAAGGAGUUCCUCCUUCCGCCAGAAUGGUUGGGUUUGAUUUCAGGGGCACCGCACGCACUGGACAUCUUUUACGUCUUUGGUUUCAUCAAAGCCUUGUAUCCAAACGACACGGACGCAGCCAUCCUUUCCAACAGGACGAUGGAUUAUUGGACCCAGUUUGCACGAUACGGGAAUCCAAAUGGAGCUGGCUUAUCAGCCUUACCGGAGUGGCCAGAUUUUGGAACAGAGAAUGGUUCUUACCUCAUUCUUGACCCUGACUUGAAGACGGGAUAUCGCUUCAAACCAAACAAAGUAGCCUUCUGGAACGACUACAUCCCGACCAUAACCGAGCCUGCAUCUUACAAGAAAACCUGCUCCUACGAAGUACCUGUCAGAAGAGGAACGUCUCUAAAGUCAGACAAUAUGACGGUGCAGGUUACAAGCAAAGGCGGAGAAGUGCUUGGAUCUGUCGUCGGGGCUUUGCGAAUGGCCGACAAGGCGAUGGGAGGGCUAGAGAUCGCUGAAUUCUUGGGAAUUCCUUACGCAAAACCGCCACUCGGCGAACUCCGAUUCAAACCACCAGAAGACAAAGGAAAGUGGGGCGACGAACCGCUUGGAAUUCCGGAGAAGCUACCGCCUGCCUGCCCACAGGACGUCACUCGAGAUCCUUGGAUGGUUCGUCUUGGGUUCAACCAAACUAGCGAGGACUGUCUGACUCUAAACAUCUACGCACCAACUCAAGACCCCAACGACCCUGCUCUGCCGGUCUUGGUUUUCAUUCACGGUGGGGACGCAAAAUACGGCACAUCCUCUGUCUACGAUGCAACCCUACUUGCAUCUCGGGUCAAAGCUGUCGUUGUUGUAAUGAACUACCGUCUAGGGGCUCUUGGUUUCCUGUCGACAGAAAACGAAGCAGCUCCUGGUAAUUACGGGUUGCAUGACAUCCUGGCUGCUCUCAAAUGGGUCAACAAGUUCAUCGGAAGCUUUGGAGGCGAUCCAGAGCGCGUCACAGUCCAAGGCUACGGCUCCGGUGCAGUUCUCGCCCAUUUGCUGACACUCUCUGAGACAGCGAAGGGCUUAUUCAACAGAGCUGUUUUGAUGAGCGCAACUGCUAUAUUCCCACCUGUCGAUAAUCCAGUACUUCCAAGUGUAUCCGAGAGAGCUAAAACUCUGGCAAGCAAACUUGGAUGUCCAACUGAGACCAGUGACAUGAUGGUCAGCUGUCUCCGUGACAAGCCCGCGGCCGACCUUGUGUCCAUUACUAUAAGUGCUCCAUUUGGCCUAGCCUUUCCGACCGUUGUAGACGGUGAUCUCAUCACUGACACACCUCUCGAGAUGCUGAAAGCAGGCCGAAUCAACGACGUUGACAUACUUGUUGGCUUGGCACAGGACGGAUUUGCCGGGGUGGCAUUUGCCUUCACCGGCCUUGAUUGUCCAAGUACCGCCGAAGUCCAGAAGUAUAUAGAAACAGUGAGCACACUUUCUUUCACCAAUGCUGAUAAAACAGCUUUCGCUCUUGUGACGGAAUAUAUUGGAAAGGGUGGACUCGAUGAUGAUUGCCAGACACGUGGAAGUUUCAGACAGUUCAUAAACGACUAUCUGUCAUACUGGAGCACAUUGGAAGCUGCUAGACUCCACGCUGACGCCGGUCACUCUGUCUACUUCUACUCGUUUGAUCUCAAACCACCUGCUCAUCAUUACAAGGGGCUACUUCCACCUCAGGUCGGACCAACGUUUGCAGAUGAUCUUCAGUUCCUGUUUGGAGAUCCGUACAGUCCUCUCGUGGAUGAACUGCAGCUGUCUUACAGGUUGGAAGAUAAGCGGUUCACCCUCGAGCUGAUGGCAUUCUUGAAAAUGUUUACAUACAAUGGAGCUCCGGGGCCUUCGCUUUCUGGCGUAGAGUGGCCAGCAUUCGACUCGGCCAACCUGACUUACAUGUCACUCACCGACUGUCCCCAGGUUCUCUCGGGCAAUGACAACAACUGGCAACAUCUCCUUCGCUUCUGGGCAAGCUACCUACCGUCCAUCACAGCACCUGCCCCUACUCCUGCGGAGCCUACCCCCUGCCCACCGGACCCGGAACCUUGUACCGUCAGUCUGGGUGGGUUGAGGCUUCCCCUUUCUGAGGCUAGUACCGUCAUCGCAGCACUGAUUGGAACGACCGUAGGAGUUGGGGUGUUAGCAAUCAUCUUUUUAGGAGUGUGUGUGGCAAAUAAGGCCAAGGCAAAUGGAGCAGCGAAGAGAAAGAGUUGGAUGAUGCCCGGGGUAGAUCUGACCCACAUAGAAACCAUGCCUGAUGACGAUCCGAUAUUUUAA